GUCAUAGAAAGCAUGGGGCAUGGUCGUUUUGGUGCCGUUGUCUCCGAUAGCACUGGAAAUACAACACUGGCUCGCAAACUCCUUGUUGAACAUGUACCCACAAUCAUAGCUCUAGCCGAUCUGUGUCACCACAUCAGCAAUCUUAUCAAAGAUGUGGUCAAACUGCCUUAUUUCUCUUUGGCAAUCAAAGUUGUCCGUGGAAUUAUUAAGUACUUCCACAUGUCACACAUUGGAAUCGCCGAUUUCGCAAAAGCAAGACAGCAACUGAACAUCGGCCAUGGCCUUGAAUCUAUUGGGAAGACUCGUUUUGGAACUGUGGUCCACUCGUCAGUGUCAGUUCAACGUUGCAUCCCUGCAAUACAGAAAACGAUUUCAUUUGGUCGUGUCAAGUCUGAUGACUUUCGUGACUAUUAUCGAUCUGAGACAACGUCUCAGAAGGCAUUCAACUUUCGAUAUGGACUAGAACAGCUCAUAAAGAUUGGUUCACCUCCUGCAAACACAUUAACGUGUCUGGAAGCAGUUGAAGUCAUGGCAGCUGAUGCGUAUUUCUUUUGGCAUGCCAUGAUUGCCAAAAUGACCGAGGUUCUGCUUGAUCCAGGCAAUGAAUUUCCUGUGGAAGUCCAGGAAGAUAUUCUCGGUAUCCUGGAGCAUUGA
This is a messenger RNA of Desarmillaria tabescens, 654 nucleotides long. RefSeq lists its product as uncharacterized. Lineage: Eukaryota; Fungi; Basidiomycota; Agaricomycetes; Agaricales; Physalacriaceae. The transcript has 3 exons. The record is from RefSeq and is a predicted model, not a curated record. The annotation marks the transcript as partial.